AUGAAGCAGAGACGCCUGAAGGAGAAGUGGGAUGUUCGGAUACAUCUUUCGGAGAGAAGCCCAAGGACAAAUGGAGUAACUUCGACCCGACUGGGCUUGAACGAGCUGCAAAAGCUGCGAGGGAACUUGACAGAUUACGUUAGUGCAGUUAUUAUCACAUUGUCAUGUGAUUUUUUAAAAAGCUUCUUGUUCUUGGUGUGCAUACUUUGUGUUGUGAGGUACAUUUACAUUUUAGUCAUUUUAGCAGACGCUCUUAUCCAGAGCAACUUACAGUUAGUGAGUGCAUACAUUUUUAAAAUAUUUUUUUCAAUCUAAUGCAAAUAUGCCAUUGCGAUAUCGUUGCAGAACAUGAACAAUGAAACUUUGGAACAACUGACAACUGCAACAAAGUAUACAUUUAACAUCAAUCAACUAUAUAAAGUAUGGCAUGAACUAGAGUCGACUGGAUCAACAUACUGUCUGCGACAGGCUUUGGUGGGCAUGUCAGUGAUUGAAAGAACAGAGUGUUCUUCAUGGGGAUGUUGUCUGUCCUCCCACUUGUUCAAGAUCACAUUCCCGUCGAUGUGUGCAAGAGAGCAUGUGUGGCCUGCAUCUAGACCAGGGAUGGGCAACUUUUAUCUGAACUCAUCAUGAGUGUCCGCAGUGAAUUGAGGGUCUGCGUCUCUUGACAGCAGACAGAAAAAAAUUGAAGUUUGAGAGUCAAUUUCCUGCAAUUCUACACAUUUUGCCAUGGGGUGUAGCGAAACUUUUGAGGAACAGAUGUCCAAAGCUUGCGACUCAUGACAGUAAAAGUGGUAUGGUUUGUGAAUGAAUGGCAAAAAUGUUGCCAUAAUUCUUGAAGCUAAAUAAUUAAUGUUGUUCCGCAAAGGAACAGUCAGCAUCUCUACAAAAAUGUUUGGAUGCGUGUCAGCUCAUGCGUUUUACUUUUCACUUUCAAAUGUCUGCCUUCUAUCUAGUUGCAUAAUUUUGUGUUCUGGAAAAAAAUCUAGUGUUAUCCUUAUGAUCUUCCCUGUCCUAGACAUUCCAAUACUGUCAUCUGCUUUUCUAAACAGGAACACGUGGGUUCUAAUUUCUAGAUAUUCAUCCAGUCUGUCGCUGGGAAUAAUGAGAUUUGGGUUGAAGUAAAACGGUUGUCUGUCCUGUUUGGACCCCAGGAAGAGAGCCUUGGCAGCAGCUAAUCGGGAUCCCUAUAAUAAAUACAAAACCUACUACCUAGUCCUCUCUGAAAACAUGCUUUAAUCCCAUUCACCAACAGGAAUAUGAAGCGGCUUUGGAGCAGCUGAAGGGGGAACCAAUUCGUCUCCAGGCAGAGGAAAGGCGGAAAACACUUACAGAGGAAACCAAGCAAAAUCAAGCGGUAUGGGAGUGAUUGAGAGCUGCUGCCAAAGAGUCCUUAACUACAUUCCACUGACUUAAUUCACCAGCCAAGUGUCUAUCUAGUGUUAAGCUAAGUAUGUUGUUAUGGGGAUAAUUUACAUGAUUUUUCUUUAUUGUAUUGCAUCCUAAAUGUUUGCUCAUGCUUCAAAUUGUUCUAAGGUGUGUUCUGUCUCUAUUUCCUCGAGGGUACAGUAUCAAGACAAACUUGCCAGACAGAGAUAUGAUGAUCAACUCAGGCAACAGGUAAGCUCUCUGUUCUCUGAUUUCUGUUGAAUCUCAGCCCAGCUAUGGAGAAACACAAAAAGAGACUGGAGUGGGACCCAUGCUGAUGGAAAAAGGCCAAGAAUGAGAAAUAUGGCUAAGUCAUAUGUUCACCGUGUGUUUUGUAUUUGCAGCAAGCCCUCAAUGAGGAGAACUUGCGCAAGCAAGAGGAAUCAGUCACAAAGCAGUAG
Messenger RNA from Coregonus sp. 'balchen', 1829 nucleotides. The record is from the annotation of a GenBank genome assembly. Lineage: Eukaryota; Metazoa; Chordata; Actinopteri; Salmoniformes; Salmonidae.